Kluyveromyces marxianus DMKU3-1042 is the source of this 1161-nucleotide messenger RNA. It is a transcript of the gene CDC50, whose product is annotated as CDC50/LEM3 family protein. The coding region runs from base 1 to 1161 and encodes 386 amino acids. The record is from RefSeq and is a predicted model, not a curated record. The transcript has a single exon. Lineage: Eukaryota; Fungi; Ascomycota; Saccharomycetes; Saccharomycetales; Saccharomycetaceae. Gene Ontology annotation, cellular component: plasma membrane; endoplasmic reticulum; Golgi apparatus.
AUGGUAAGACUAUUUUCAAGAUCUCGAAAGCAUACAGACUCUGAUGAGGGUUCAGCAGUAAGAAAGUCUAGAAAGCCACCAAACAGUGCCUUCAGACAACAGAGGUUGAAGGCGUGGCAGCCUAUUUUAUCUCCACAAUCAGUGCUUCCGCUGUUGAUUGUUAUAGCCGCGAUAUUUGCUCCUAUUGGUAUAGGCCUUAUAAUUACAGUGAAUAAUGUCGAAAACCUUUCUAUUGACUACAGCCAGUGUCAUAAACUAGCUUCAAAUGAUUACAAAGAGAUUCCCUCGAAGUAUGUUAAAUACCAUUUCAAAAACAAGGUAGAAGAAAAGCCUCAAUGGAGGCUUGAGAGCAGUGGUGAUGAUCAAACUUGCCUAUUAAGGUUUGAAAUUCCACAUGACAUCAAGAAAUCAGUUUACGUCUACUAUAAGUUAACCAACUUCUACCAAAAUCAUAGAAAAUAUGUAUCUUCAUUUGAUAUUGAUCAACUGAAAGGCCACGCCAUUGAUCCUGACAAUCUUGUUAGCGAUUGUAAGCCGCUUCGAGAAGAAGAUGGGAAAGCAGUGUAUCCAUGCGGAUUAAUUGCCAAUUCCUUGUUUAACGAUACCAUAUCCUUGUCCUUGAACAACACUGCAAACAAAGAGGAAAGCUAUCAAUUAACUAACAAGAAGAUAGCCUGGAGCACGGACCGUAAGAGAUACAAGAAGACGAAGUAUAAGGCGUCAGAUAUCGUACCUCCUCCAAACUGGCGCAAGAGAUUCCCCGACGGAUACACCGAGGAAAACCUCCCAGAUAUUUCCAAGUGGGAAGAACUUCAAGUGUGGAUGAGAACGGCAGGUCUACCAAAGUUCUACAAACUAGCUGCAAAAAACGAAAAUGGAACCCUAAAAAAGGGAAUUUACGAAACAAGCAUUGGCCUAAAUUAUCCAGUACAAAUAUUUGGUGGAUCCAAAUCCUAUAUCCUCACGACAAACAGUAUAGUGGGUGGUAGAAACAUGUCUCUAGGUAUAGUCUACCUAAUUGUAGCAGCUGUCGCAAUCAUGUUUGCAGUAAUUUUUGUCAUCAAGUUGGUAGUGACUCCAAGAAAGAUGGGUGACCAUUCUUUCCUACACUUUGCAGAACAAGAUGAUGAAACUGUUCCACCAGCAUCAUCAUCAACAUGA